UUCAAGUUUCAACCCUUUCAACAGUUGUAUUCCAGCGGCAUUUUGCUUGUUAACUUGUUCACGCGUGUGUAUCACGUAUCAUAUACCCCUUUAUGUUUGUACGUAUUACUUUGACAUCUGAAGAUGUUAUGCUAAUGCUGAAAAUUAGAUUCCUGCUUUAGUUAAGUUCCUCCUGCAGUUUUCUUGAAUUCAUGAGCCAAUCACGUUGACAUUUUUUGGCUUUGAACCUGUGCUUUGGUGUUGAGGUUCGUUUGAUUGGGAUUUUAGCUGGAGAUGAGUGUGGUGGGGUUUGACAUUGGAAAUGAGAACUGUGUGAUAGCUGUGGCUAAAGAACGUGGGAUUGAUGUAUUGCUUAAUGAUGAGUCCAAGCGAGAAAACCCAGCAGUGGUUUCAUUUGGUGAAAAGCAGAGGUUUAUUGGCUGUGCUGGGGCUGCAUCCGCGACUAUGCACCCAAAGUCAACUAUAUCUCAGGUCAAGAGAUUGAUUGGUCGGACUUAUAGUGAACCCACUGUGCAGGAUGACCUAAGGUUGCUCCCGUUCGAGACAUCUGAGGGACCUGAUGGUGGAAUCCUGAUUCACCUGCAAUAUUUGGAUGAAAAGCAAACUUUCACCCCGAUACAAAUUUUGGCAAUGCUGCUCGCACAUUUAAAGCAAAUCACGGAAAAGAAUCUUGAGAAGCAGAUUACCAAUUGUGUAAUUGGUAUACCAUCUUACUUCACAGCUUUGCAGAGACGUGCAUAUUUGCAUGCUGCGGAGAUUGCAGGGCUGAAGCCGCUAAGGUUGAUGCACGACUGUACUGCUAUUGGGCUUGGUUAUGGCAUAUACAAGACAGAGUUCCCAAGCAAGGGUCCGGCAAAUGUUGUGUUUGUAGAUGUUGGUCACAGUGACACACAAGUUGCUAUUGUGUCAUUUGAGCCUGGGCAUAUGAAGGUAUUAUCCCAUGCUUUUGACAGCAACUUAGGUGGACGAGACUUUGAUGAGGUCUUGUUUAGGCAUUUUGCUGCUGAGUUUAGGCAACAGUACAAAAUUGAUGUUUAUUCUAGUGCCCGGGCUUCCAUAAGGCUGAGAGCAUCAUGUGAGAAACUGAAGAAGGUUUUGAGUGCUAACCCUGAGGCACCGCUCAAUAUUGAGUGCUUGAUGGAAGAGAAAGACGUCAAAGGACACAUUAAGAGAGACGAGUUUGAGAAACUGGCAUCUGCAUUACUGGAAAGGAUUAGCAUUCCAUGUCGUAAGGCUUUGCAUGAUUCUGGUCUGACUGUUGACAAGAUUCACACCGUUGAGCUUGUUGGAUCUGGUUCACGGAUACCUGCCAUUACAAAGAUUCUGACUUCACUAUUUAGGAAAGAGCCCAGCCGGACACUGAAUGCAAGUGAAUGUGUAGCUCGUGGCUGUGCCCUUCAGUGUGCAAUGCUUAGCCCCAUAUUCCGAGUGAGAGAGUAUGAGGUGCAGGACUGCUUCCCGUUCUCAAUCUCAUUUGCAUCAGAUGAAGGGCCGGUCUGCUCAUUGACAGAUGGAGUAUUGUUUCCCAAAGGCACUGCUUUUCCUAGUACGAAGAUGCUUACUUUGCACAGAAAUGAUAUAUUUCACAUGGAGGCCUUCUAUGCAAAUCAGAAAGAGUUGCCUUCUGGCGUGUCUACAAGAAUCAGCUCUUCUAAGAUUGGCCCAUUCAGGGUUUCUCAUGUGGAGAAAUCAAGGAUUAAGAUAAAAGUUCAGCUAGACCUCCAUGGAAUUGUUUCCAUAGUGUCUGCCUCGCUGGUAGAUGAUCAGGUGGAUGAUGCUACUGUAAAGAACAAUGGCGAUACCCUUUCAGAAAAUGUGGGGCCAGGCAAUCACGAAUCUUUUAUCAAGCCAAAUGGGACUUCUGGUCAUGAGAUAAGAAGGCUAAAGGCUAUAAGAAGGCAGGACAUAUUCAUUGCUGAGGACGUAUAUGGUGGAAUGACACAGGGUGAGCUCUCCCAAGCUCAAGAAAAAGAGCUUCAGUUGGCCGAGCAGGACUUAAAGGUGGAGAGGACCAAAGAGAAGAAAAAUGCACUGGAGGCUUAUGUAUAUGAAUCACGAAAUAAGCUUCUGAGUACAUAUCGGAGCUUUGCCACUGAUUCUGAAAAGGAAGGAAUUUCCAGUAACUUGCAACAAACUGAGGAGUGGCUCUAUGAUGAUGGGGAUGAUGAAUCUGAAUAUGUUUAUACCGAAAAAUUAGAUGAUCUGAAGAAGAUGGUGGAUCCAAUUGAAAUUCGAUAUAAAGAGGAAGAGGCCAGGGCGGUGGCCACAAGAGAGCUAUUAAAUUGCAUAGUGGAGUAUCGGAUGGCUGUAGCAUCACUUCCCUCUAGUGAAAGAGAUGCAGUCAUUGGAGAAUGCAAUAAAGCAGAGCAGUGGCUUCGAGAGAAAAGCCAUCAUCAGGAUUCACUGCCCAAGAAUGCAGAUCCAAUACUUUGGUCUGGUGAAAUCAAGAGGAAAUCCGAGGCACUUGAUGCGAUGUAUAAGCAUGUGAUGAGAUCCAGAGAAUCAGAUACGAGAAGUAAAAGAGAUGAUAUGCAAGUUGACUAAUGCACUUUUGAAAAGGAUUUUGAUACCAAGAGCCAAGUAUGAGAAGUAUUCAGAUUGAUUACCAUUUGAUUGGUGUAGAUUUGUUGGGUCAACUCUGCUGGCGGCUAUUUGUUCCACCCAAGAAAUUGUAAGUUCUCUCUCCCAUGGUUUGGGAUAGAUGGCGUGCUAAGUUAUAUCAACUCAAAUGCGAAGAACACACAUAUAUGAUGGUGGUUUCUCCCAUUUUCUAUAGCUGUUUUUCAUGCGGAACUUUCAGCAAGACCCAAACGCUAUUAUACAGAGAUCCAGUUCGAGUGAAACAUUUUUAUCAAUUAAUCUCCACACAUAACAUUUUUAUCAGCUAAAAGCAUUAAAAGUUUUACAACGUCUUUCCUGGUCAAUGGAAUACACUUCAGGGACCAAAAAGAGAUCAAUGCACAAUAGUAAGGUGCCAUGACUUCCUUUUAACCAUCUUACCUUCACUGUGUUCUUGCAGCCUAUAGUCUGUUCUCAUAUACAUCAUUGGUUGAGAUAUGUUGCUUUGAACUGUAUGUAACUUGUCAUCAAAGCAAUAAUAAUUGAUUUUUGUGGUAAUUUCUGUCCCUCUUAUCCCUGAGGGAAGUUUCUAUCUCCGGCCAGUGAGAUCCUGUGAAUUUGUUUAUUUAUUGCACAGCAAUUUUUACU
Molecule: messenger RNA, 3207 nt
Organism: Sesamum indicum (sesame)
Lineage: Eukaryota; Viridiplantae; Streptophyta; Magnoliopsida; Lamiales; Pedaliaceae
Product: heat shock protein 70 (Hsp 70) family protein
Biological process (GO): protein folding
Cellular component (GO): nucleus; cytosol
Molecular function (GO): ATP-dependent protein folding chaperone; ATP binding
Source: RefSeq, a predicted model, not a curated record